Messenger RNA from Eucalyptus grandis, 1795 nucleotides. RefSeq names its product WAT1-related protein At5g47470. Gene Ontology annotation, cellular component: plasma membrane. Gene Ontology annotation, molecular function: transmembrane transporter activity. The transcript has 7 exons. Bases 385 to 1434 code for a protein of 349 amino acids. The record is from RefSeq and is a predicted model, not a curated record. Lineage: Eukaryota; Viridiplantae; Streptophyta; Magnoliopsida; Myrtales; Myrtaceae.
ACGACAACAACACCACCCCCCCACGCAAGGAAGGCAAUGCAGACGUAGAAGGAAGAGCUUCACGAUGAACGUCGAUCGAUACUCGACGUUGGCUGCAACAACGACAGCGACGGAGAUACCACCCGAAAGUCAGAUUCCAUAGAGAAACAAACAUCGUCAAAAUAUUCGAAACAACACGGUACAAGGAGAGAGAGGGAGAGAAGAGAGAGAGAGAAACGGAGAGAAGCAGAGAGGCGUGAUCAAUCCUCGUCGCUGCUGUUACCCUUCUCCCCGUGGUAACGGGCAUUGGAAGGGCUAGCCUUGCCGCGGCGGCGAGAUAUUUCGCGGGCGCGCGCAUUUCCCGUCUCCGGGCUUCUUCUCGAUACCCGAGGGAAGGGAGGAGAGAUGGCGUGGCGUUUGAGGAAGGAGGCGUUGGAGGACGUGGCGGUCAUCGGAGGGCUGAUCGGCGUCCAAUUCGUCUACGCCGGCAACUCGGUGCUGCUGAGUUACCUGCUGUCGCUCGGCUUCAACCCGCUCACGCUCGUCAUCCUCUCCGCUCUCGCCACCUUCGUCAUCCUCUCCCCCGUGGCCGUCCUCUUCGAAAGGCAUUUGUGGCCUAGAAAGAUCGGCUGGAAGCUGAUGCUGCAACUCGUUUUGAUUUCCUUCACGGGCGUGACCAUGUUUCAAUCCCUGUUCCUGAAGGGUAUCAAGAUGACAUCUCCGGCCAUGGCCACUGCCAUGCCAAACCUUGCUCCGGGGCUGAUCUUCGUGAUCGCUUGGGCCAUCAGAUUAGAGAAAGUUAAGUGGAGCUGCGUGUACAGCAAAGUCAAGAUAGUAGGCACACUUAUGUGUGUGGCUGGUGCUCUGGCAAUGAGCGUAAUGCACAGUGCGGGAAAGAAGGAGGAUAAAUUUACCUCUGCCUCAUCAGACGUCGUCUUCGACAAGGAAAAGAUCAUAGGAUGCUUAUAUCUCAUGGGGGCGGUUUUCGUACUGUCGAGCAACAUCGUUCUGCAGGCCGUGACUUUGGGUCAAUUUCCUGCACCAAUGUCCUUGUGCGCGAUAACAUCCUUAAUUGGGGCGUUCACAACUGUGGCUGUGCAGCUAUUUGAAGAUUACAAGUCGUUGUUCAGUUUGCCACUUGUGAGCUUCGGAAGCGUAGUUGGAUUUUCACUACUGGCAGGUAGUGUUGGCGGACUAACGGUGAGCUUCAAUGGAUGGGCAAUGAAGAAAAGAGGGCCAGUCUUGGUAUCAAUGUUUAGCCCCGUUGGAACAGUGUGCUCGGUUGUUCUCUCCGUUCUCACCAUUGGUGACACCAUCAAACUAGGAAGCCUCGCGGGUAUGCUCCUUAUGUUCACCGGUCUCUACUUCGUACUGUGGGCUAAAGGCAAAGAAGGUUACUCACAUGGAGAUGACUUAGAAAGUGAGUUUGAUGCAGAGAAGCCUCUUUUAACUUGAUGCCUUGCUUCAUGAUUUGUAUUAUAAAACUCCCAUUCAUGCCCUGGUCUCUAUAGUUAGAACUCCUCGAAGAAAAAGGAGCCUUGAAUGGAAAUAAACCAUCGGGCAGUCCCGCAAUCAAUUCACGUUAGUGCAUUGGUCCCAAUCCACGGCCGAGUAGUUUGUUGCGCAAAAUUGGUGACUGUUAUCGUGGAUGUUAGGCAGUUGAAACAGUCCAUCGCUUGCACUUAGUCAGGAUGCAUAAUGAUCCUACUCGGCGAUGAACAUUUGCAUGUACUGUCUCAAGCCAAAGGAAUUUAUGGAUGGCAAAAAGAUUACUGUGAUUUGAAGUGUGGUUUUAAUCGUGUUAUGAGUUCUUGAA